Messenger RNA from Striga hermonthica, 1320 nucleotides. The record is from the annotation of a GenBank genome assembly. Lineage: Eukaryota; Viridiplantae; Streptophyta; Magnoliopsida; Lamiales; Orobanchaceae.
AUGGUUGCUCCAACUGUGGGGAAAACCCUACUCAUCGCAACAUUGAUAUCAUUUGCUGUAUUUCUAACCCUAAUUUUGUUCAUCCCUACGCCCUUUUCCCAAUUUCCUCUCAGUCAUCCACCGUCAGAAAGAGUUGAGAUAUGGAGUUUGCGGAGAUUGUUCGAGUGGCGGCCUUGCAAUUGGUGGCUUCAAGGGCCUCCUGCUGCUCUGCCAGCCAAGAGCAAUGGGUAUAUUCGAGUUGAUUGCUAUGGUGGACUCAAUCAGAUGAGAAGAGACUUUUGUGAUGGUGUUGGUAUUGCCCGCUUGCUGAAUGCCACUCUUGUUCUACCCAAAUUUGAAGUUGCUGCGUAUUGGAAUGAAUCUAGUGGAUUUGGUGAUGUGUUUGAUGUGGAGUAUUUCAUGCAAAAAAUGAACGGCUUCGUGCAUAUUGUGAAGGACCUGCCUGAAGAGCUUGCAUCGAAAGAGCCCGUUAGAGUUGACUGUAGCAAGCGUAAAGGCUUGUUUGAUUAUGUGGAAACUGUACUCCCGUCACUCUUGGAGCAUAAAUACAUUUCACUUACUCCAGCAAUGAGUCAAAGAAGGGAUAGGUACCCUCAGUAUGCAAAAGCUGCUCUUUGCCAGGCUUGCUACAACGCUCUACGCCUAACCACUACAUUGGAACAAAAAGCUUCGAAGCUUAUAGAAGCCAUGCCAAAACCUUUCCUCUCACUCCACCUCCGGUUUGAACCUGACAUGGUGGCUUACAGCCAGUGCUCGUACUCUAAUCUUUCCCCUUCAUCCGUUCAAGCAAUCGAGUCUGCACGUGGGGACAGAAAACCAUGGACCGGUCAACAAGCCCGUUUGUGGCGUGCACGGGGAAAAUGCCCGCUCACACCCAACGAGACAGCUUUUAUUCUCCAAUCUCUCUCUAUACCCACAAACACAAACAUAUAUCUGGCAGCUGGGGAUGGUGUUAUGGAGCUCGAGGGUCUAACAUCGGUUUACGCCAACGUUUUCACCAAAUCUACCCUCUUGAGUGGUGAGGAUGUUAGAAACAUGCAUGGGAACACGAAAGCCGCUUUGGAUUAUUACGUGUCGAUCAACAGCGAGUCUUAUGUGGCUACAUAUUUUGGGAAUAUGGAUAAAAUGGUGGCAGCCAUGAGGGCUUUCAAAGGGUAUUAUAAGACGCUGUUUUUGAGCAGGAGGGGAUUUGCGGCUUUGAGUUCACAGGGGCUUAAGGGUAAUUUGCUGAUGGAGGCUUUGUGGAAGGUCCAUAGGGAUGAUUUUGUGAUGGGGGUCGGGUCGGCCCUGCCCGACUGCUUCUGUGAAUUCAAACUAUGA